Ictalurus furcatus (blue catfish) is the source of this 1548-nucleotide messenger RNA. Its product is annotated as transcription factor HES-5-like. Lineage: Eukaryota; Metazoa; Chordata; Actinopteri; Siluriformes; Ictaluridae. Gene Ontology annotation, biological process: regulation of transcription by RNA polymerase II; anterior/posterior pattern specification; regulation of neurogenesis. Gene Ontology annotation, molecular function: protein dimerization activity; RNA polymerase II cis-regulatory region sequence-specific DNA binding; DNA-binding transcription factor activity, RNA polymerase II-specific. The record is from RefSeq and is a predicted model, not a curated record. The transcript has 2 exons. Bases 513 to 995 code for a protein of 160 amino acids. Gene Ontology annotation, cellular component: nucleus.
GUUCAUUAAAGCACGUGAUUAACUUCGUUUAAAGCUUGAUUCAAGGUUGCUCAACACAUUUUGAUAGUCGAGGCAGGAAGGAAUGAGAAUGAGAAAACGGCUCGGGUUUCAAAGCAAAGACAAGGCCAUUACAACCUGCAGGAUCAAAGGCAGAGUGAAGUGAAGCGUGGCUAGGAGACUUUACUUCCUCACGCCUACAUGGCGAACUUGUGAGCGCAACAUGGCGUCAAAGCAGGUGUUACAGGCACACUUUUAACACUUUAUAGCGGCCCGUGUCGGUUUCCCAUCGUGGGAGAGGAAGUGGCUACAACACAAGACAAACCGGGGGCAUCACUGCUGUGUUUUUGUUCUCCUUUAAUUAUCCGUCGGCGUGGGAAGAAACCAAGUCUCGUGUUUCUGGGGUCAUUAUUUUGGGUAUAAAUACAGACUCACGUGCAUGCACUGUCGUUUUUGUUUUUGUUUUUGUUUUUGUUUUUUUGUCUGCACACCUUUUGCAGUUUGUUUUGUAGACUAUGAAUGAAAUGCAACCCAUUUGUACAAAUGUGGAUCUUGAACGUGCGAGGACUGAAAACAAACUUCGCAAAAUCCAGGCAGAGAAAAUGCGCCGAGACCGAAUCAACAGCAGCAUCGAGCAGCUUAGGAUGAUUUUCUGUCCCAUCAUGCAGAUACCUGAAGAGCAGGCAGUCAAACUGGAGAAAGCCGACAUUUUAGAGAUGGCUGUGACGUUGCUCAGGCAGAAGGCGGGUUUGCGUGCAAAUUCAAGUUUUACACGUGGCUUCUCUCAGUGUUUGCAUGAGAUGUUGCGCCAUGUGUCCCUGCACGCUCCCCUGCCACACAAAGACCGAGAAGAAAUCAAACGUUUCUAUGUGCUGCAGAGGAUGAGCCUGAGGCUGGGCUUGAUGUUACUAACUCACAAUCAUCUUGCUCACAGAUCACCAAAACGAACAGCAUCCAGGAACCGAGUGGCAAUGUGGAGACCAUGGAAGAAAAACUGAUGGGGUGUGUGGUCCAGCAAUUUUAUUUAUCACUCUUUUAACAUCUUAUAGAAAUUUAGUGUUUUUAUUUUUGUUGUUGCUUUGUAAUUUUGUGCAACAUUUGCAUGUACUGGAACUAAUCUAGUUUUAUGUUACUUAAUUUGUCUACAGUGUACGCAACAGGAUCUCAACCCUUGUCCUGGAGUACCCCCUGCACAUUUUACUGUUCUCUCUGCUCCCAGCAGACCCACUUCAACCUUAUCAGCCAAUUACCAGCUUUUCCUGAGUUGAAUCUUGUGUGUUCAAACACUAAAAUAUGCAGCACAGGGUGUACUCCAAGACCACAGUUGGGAACCUGUGUUGUAUGACAAAAAAGUGUCCCUUUUUUUUCCAGAUGAUGUUAUUGUCUUUUGUGAAGGCGUGUGCUAUGAUUCAAACCCCAACUAUCAAAUUCAACAUGGAUCUUUUCUUUUGGUAUCAUGUUGUAAUUGAAAUCACUUAAUAAACAUUCCAGGUAUUUAAGUUUAACCAUUGGCUUGAACCAUUUUUUUAACCUAGCAGAAAAAAGCCUGUG